AAUAGUUGUCUUUAACAUGAGACUGGGUUUAAUUGCGUUUUUUAUUUCUUUUCAUUUGUGCAAUGUAAAAUGUUUAUUAGUAAAACCGCAAGCUUCGUGCGUGCCAACACAGAUUGUCAAAGGACCAUGUCACGAAUGUAUGUGCGAUGUGGACGGCGUGUUUGUGUGCCACGCCACGACGUGUCCGAAGAGCGCGGUGAAUCCAAGGAAAUCAUACAAGGGGGAGUGUCAACCUCAUGUAACCUACAAAUUCGAAGAGCUGUACUGCACCUGCAAUUUUGAGGGAAGAUGGUUAUCCUUUAACUGCAGAGAGACCUUCCAAUACCUUCGAUCGUAUAAUAAGGCGAAACACAUCUUAAGAUCUACCUCCACCAUCCCUUCAACCCAUAAUAACAUUAAUCACCAUGAAUUACCGGAAAUCGAAGACGGUGAGAGUUGUGUCCCUGGAAAGCUAUAUAAGAUAUCAUGCAAUACAUGUCAAUGUGGAAAACAGAAUAUGCUUCUAUGCACAAAGAUGGCAUGCUUUGAGAACGUCAUACAAAGAGUUUUGCGAAAAGUAGGAGAUAAACCUAAGAAGAAAGAGAAGAAGAAAGAAGUAAAAGUAACAGAAAAAGGUAGCCUUAGAAAAGGCCCCGAAAACAAUGGGAAAAAGAAACUAAUAAAUAGCGAAUACCCCCAGUUACCGGAAGGAAAAUGUGUACCAGGAAAGAUAUAUAAAAAUGGAUGUAAAAAAUGCUUUUGUAACGAAAAAAUGGUAGCUAAAUGUACUCGCACAUGUAGCGGCGGUUCUCCCAAUCGGUUCAGUGAUAAAGAAAUAUCGGAAAUGGAGACGCGGUCUGUAGUCGAUCUCCCGGAGCUUCCGCACAUGGGCGUGAAAUGCGAUCCCGGAAAGACUUACUACGUCGUUUGCAACAUCUGCUUCUGCACUCACAAACAUGAUCUCUACUGCACUGUGAAGUAUUGCAUUAACAUCGCCAGUGUUACAGAGGUUCAAUCUAAAGAGCUGACAGGACGUCCAUGUAAAAAAGACUUCAAACUGUUGUGCAGCGAAUGCAAGUGUGUGAACGGUAAGAACCAGUGCCGACCGAUACCCAAUUGUGAUAAGAAUUUGACUGGAAAGCAGUUGCUGUCGUCAGCGGCUGACACGAACAUUAAACUGACUCUUGAUAUCGAGAAGGAGAAGUGUCAACCACAUGUAUCUUACAAGUUCCAUUGCAACGAGUGCUACUGUCAACCUGAUGGCAGUUUGAGGUGUACCCAGAAGAUCUGCCUCACAUAUUCACAGACAAAAGAUUUGCAGGAGAAGCAAACCUAUUUAGAGAAACAUGGUCUUUGACGUAUAUUGUAAAAACGUAAGAAAAAUUUU
This is a messenger RNA of Pararge aegeria (speckled wood butterfly), 1366 nucleotides long. RefSeq lists its product as uncharacterized. Gene Ontology annotation, molecular function: peptidase inhibitor activity. The transcript is spliced from 7 exons. The coding region runs from base 17 to 1336 and encodes 439 amino acids. Lineage: Eukaryota; Metazoa; Arthropoda; Insecta; Lepidoptera; Nymphalidae. The record is from RefSeq and is a predicted model, not a curated record.